Neoarthrinium moseri is the source of this 1149-nucleotide messenger RNA. RefSeq lists its product as uncharacterized. The record is from RefSeq and is a predicted model, not a curated record. The coding region runs from base 1 to 1149 and encodes 382 amino acids. Gene Ontology annotation, molecular function: protein kinase activity; ATP binding. Lineage: Eukaryota; Fungi; Ascomycota; Sordariomycetes; Amphisphaeriales; Apiosporaceae. Gene Ontology annotation, biological process: protein phosphorylation; spliceosomal complex assembly; regulation of mRNA processing. The transcript is spliced from 5 exons.
AUGACAAGGCCGGCCCUUGCUCGCAGGUUUCCCGUGGGCGGCUUUGAGAAUCUCUCUGUACUGGAGCCGAUCGAAGAGGAGACCAUCCCAGACUACAAGGCCGACAGAUUUUACCCUGUCCGAAUAGGCGAGGUGUUCAAGUCUCGAUAUCAGGUCGUUGCCAAACUCGGCUUUGGUACCGCAGAAGGACCUCUUCUGACCCUGAAGGUCUGCAUUGGGGAGCAAGAUGCAACGGAGGUGAAUAAUGAAGUUGUCAUAUCCCAGCAUAUCAAAGCCAUCGACGCCGAGCACCCUGGAAAGCAAUUAUUACGUUUAACAUUGGAUGAUUUCAAAAUUAACGGUCCGCAUGGAACUCAUCAAUGCUUAGUCUUUCAUCCUCUGGGUAUGAGCUUCAGCAAAUUUCGGAACUUAUUUCCAGAGAAUGGGUUGAACAAAGAAUUGUUGCAGCAGACCUUGCAGUUGGUUCUUCUCGGUCUCGACUUCUUGCACCAGGCUGGUGUCGUGCACACGGAUAUAUCGCCCAAUAACAUCCUGCUGGGGGUCGGGGAUAUGUCGAUAUUUUCAGAAAUCGAGCAAAGUGAGCUUGAGCACCCAUCUCCUCGUAAAGUCCUUCCAGACCGUGUGAUCUAUCUUUCUCGGCCACUGCCCAUCACCUACGGUCCACUAGCUAUCUGUGAUUUUGGCGCCGCCAGGCUAGGGGAUCGAUUCCAAGGUGAUGUCAUGCCUGGCGUUUAUCGCGCCCCAGAGAUCAUUAUGGGUAUGGACUGGGAUUCUAAGAUAGAUAUAUGGUCUGUUGGAGUUAGGAUUUGGGAUUUGUUUGAAGGUGGCCGGCUGUUUCGUGCGGUGAAAGACGGCAACCUUGAUGAUGAGCAGCACCUUGCCGAGAUGGUUUCUCUCAUAGGUAAUCCACCAAUACAGUUUCUAGAACGGAGCGAAAAAUGCCGCCGAUACUGGGAUGCAGAGGGUAAUUGGAUUGCUGCAACGUCGAUCCCCGAACAAUCCUUCGAAAUGCGCGAGAGACGGCUCAAGGGCAAGGACCAAGAGCUAUUGCUUGCCUUCGUUCGGAAGAUUUUGUGUUGGCUCCCAGAAGAUAGGCCCUCCGCAGAAGAUAUCUUUGAGGACGAGUUUCUGGUACAGCGCGGUACUUAA